Molecule: messenger RNA, 5565 nt
Organism: Episyrphus balteatus (marmalade hoverfly)
Lineage: Eukaryota; Metazoa; Arthropoda; Insecta; Diptera; Syrphidae
Product: protein vreteno-like
Exons: 11
Coding region: 170-2530 (786 amino acids)
Biological process (GO): spermatogenesis
Source: RefSeq, a predicted model, not a curated record
CAGUUCUGUUGACCAAACUGUCAAAACUCCAAAGAAAACGGAAUAUCAAAAAACAAGAAAACCUUCAGCUAACUAGUUUUUUGCAAUAAAUUCUUUUGUUUUUUAAACAUUUUUAUUGUGUUAUUUUAAUAUUAAAUAAUUUAUCUAUCAAGAAACAAUCCAUCACAAUAUGGCUUCAAUCGACGAAGAUUUAUCAACCCAAUUAAAAAACUGGGAUCCCAUGGGUGAUGAUUACAAAGACUCAAAAUUCAACACAUACUCAAGUGGCCCAGGUGCUGAAUUAGAAGACAGCAUGCAGCCGGCAGAGUUGGCCAAACGCUCGGCACAUCAUCAAAAACCUAAAGAUCCAUGUUUGGUGUUUAAAUUUGUCCCAACCACACUCACUCUGGAUGGUUUAAUGAACAUUUGUUCGACAUUUGGAAAAUGUCUUCGCGGACGCAAGUUUGGCGAAAAUAUGUAUUUCAUUGAUUUUGCGUCUAUUAACGAUAUGGAACGAGUUUUCACUGGAUUACAAGGCAACUCGUAUGGUUUUCGAGUUGAACUGUCUAAGAAGGACCAGAAUGCGAAUAAACAAAAUACUCAACCUCAACACACUUCUAAUGCUCUGCCUCCUCAGAAUUCGUUUCAAUCACAGUCACAGAAAAUAGAUUAUAAUCGUUCUUAUCAAGUUUCAUCUCGAAAUGUUCCUCGGCCUCAGUUCGAUAAGUCGCCUUUAGUUCAGAAAAAUGAUUAUAAUGAUUCUCGUAAUAACCUUAAUCGAAAUGAUCCACAAAGGCAUUUCAUGAUUGAAGAUGAUGCCCAUGAAUUAGAUCGAGUGCCCUAUUCAAAGAAAACGGAACCCGAAGAUGGGAAAUACAAUUAUCACACCGGGAGAGCUUAUUACACGAUGCCACAGAAGGGCAAACAAUUCAUUGAAGAAAAACAAAAAGCUACACUUGGGGGUUAUGAUAGUAACAAGCAUCUUCAAAAGUUAAAUUUGGAGAAGAAAGCCUUAUCAAAUGCUGGUGAUAUAUUGCAAGACUUGAAUAAAGCUCUAGCUAAAGGAAAGAAUGCUCAUGAAGUGGAAUCCAUUAAAGGAAGCAUAAGAGCAACACUUGCGGGAAUAUUCACCAAACCAUCGGAAAGCUGUGAAAAUGCCAAAAUUGGACCUUGUGAGCACUGUGGCAACAAUUGCGACUUAGUUUGUCCAAGAUGCAUGGCACCUUUUUGUAGUGUCGAAUGCCAAAAAGCCGAAUGGACAAGACAUCGUUAUAUUUGUGGUAAACCAGCUUCAAUGUGGCCAGCAUGGGCUAAACAAGUGGCUAAACAAAGAAAUUUAACAGAGCAAAUGACCGAUUUGACAAUUGAAUCUCCACCAUCUAAUCCACCAUCUCAUCAAGAUUCAUCGAAAAAAGCUGCAUUAAAAGCACUACUUCCACCAUCUGGCAACAAUGUCAUACUUACAGCGAUAUCCAAAACAAAUGUUGUCUUUGUUCGAUCAACUGCAUACGAUGAUAAUUUAAAAUUUUUCAAUACGGUGUCGACAAUUCAAAAAAUGGCUAACCAACAAUCUCGUAUUCAACAUACACCCGAAAGAGGUGACAUUGUUCUUACAAAAUUCAAAGAAAAUCAAUAUAAUCGAGCUAUGAUCUUGAAUCCUGAUAAUUUGGAUCAAAUAAAAUUGAUUUAUGUUGAUUACGGAAACAUUGAUUCAAAGUCAUUGGAUGAGCUUUAUAAUGCACCCGAAGAAUACUGGAAUUUACCACGUAUGGCUGUUCCAAUAAUUUUGAAAAAUGUCCCCGAGUUCUUUAUGACGGACGAAGUGAAGAAGUACAUGUAUAGUUAUUUGAAUAAAGAUAUGAAAAUUGUUUAUGACAAUGAUGAUUUGCAAAAUGGAGUUAAUCUAACAGAACUCUUUGAUUUGACUUCGAAUGAAAGUUUCAAUGAAAUGAUUGCAUUAUUUAAAGCUGGUGGAGUUGAAAAAAAUAAAACGACAGUUGUUUAUCGUGAGUUUUUGGAAGAUUCACCAUUGCCCACUGGAGAAAAUGUUGAACUUCUUGUCAUAGAUAGUUCUCUGCUGCAGACAGGUUUUGUGUCAUGCACAACUGAAGCAUAUGCUAAUGAGAUACAAAAGUUUCAAAAUGAUAUUCAGAAAUAUGUUAAAGAAAAUGCAGCAACAUCUUCUUAUACCCCAAGAGUCAAUGAACUUUGUCUUGCAAAAUAUGAUGAAGACAAUCUUUGGUACCGUGGCAGAUGCAUUGAAGUCGUUGGUGAUGGUCAUCCAACUAUUUUAUUCUUUGAUUAUGGUAACCUUUGUAUAGUUAGUGUAGAGAACAUAAUCAAAUAUCCUGAAGAAUUUACAUUCCCUAUUAUGACAGCUGAUUGUGAGAUAAGUGGUCUACCAGAAAAAAUAGAUGAUGACUUGAAAAACAAAUUAGAAGAAAUCUUAGAUGCUGGCACAACAAUCAUGUGUGAAAAUGUUCAAUAUAUUGAAGAAGAUAAUAUUUAUUCAAUUAAUUUAGGAGAUUUAUUGAAAGGUGUUUUACCUUAAAUUUAUGAUUGGUAUCGAUUUAAAUUACAUACAUACAUUUAAUGAUAUAACUUCUAAUCGAAAUCAACUACUAUUAACACUUAAGUGGAUACAUUUCUUGUUCGUAAUUUUUUGUUUAUUUUAAAUCAUUGUUAUUUUUAUUCUUUCUAUUUAGUAUAAGUAAACAAAAUUGCAAAAUAUGUGUUUUUACCUUAAAAAAUUACAAGUUGUUUUUUGUUUUGUUUCGGCUAGGCAAAUAUGUAUUUUAUAUCUUCUAAGAUCAUAUAUCACUCAUUUACUUGAACUUGAACUGUCAUAACUAAAAAAAAAAACUGGUUUAAAAAAAAAAACGAGUUUUAUGUCGUUUUCUAUUGACGAGAUUCAGAAUUAGAUUUGUGAAUCUGGCAGCUGAAAGAGGGGGAGAAGUGGGGAAAGAGUGGAAAUAUCUCAGAUUAAAAAAAAUGAAUCUGAGAUUCAAUAAUCUGAAUCUGGAUUUUUAUCAAGAUUCACGCAUACAAGCACACACUCCUCUGUUUGACAUUUGUCUGAACAUUUGAUGUUGUUUUAUUUUAAAAAGUUUUUUUUUUUUUUAUACGCAUAGAUUUCGUACACAAUUACAAUACUAGAUUUCAUAUUCAAUUUGCAGUUGAAAAUCUGAGAUUUUUACACAAAAAUCUCAAAAGCAAAUAGAAAACGACAUUAAAUUUAGUACCAAUCUAUUCUUGUAUGAAAAAAGUUCUAAAACAAAGCUCUUCCGUCAGUUUUAAAAGCUAAGAAAUGACUUUUUGUAGGGUUAAACAUUACUUUAUUACAAUCACUUUUGCAGUAAUAACUCAAAAUUUGUUAUUUUUUAGUUAUGACAGUAUUCAAGUAAAUGAGCGAUAUGUAUACGAAAAAAAAAAAAUAUUCAAUGAACAAAUAAUUUAAAUAUAUGCACAAAAUUCUCUUAGGCUUAUUUUUACAAACACCUAACUAAACUUGCGUUGGGGCGUUUCUUACUACUUUAACCUAGUACGCAGCUAAAGCGAAACAACCAAAUCUUGAACCAAAUUUAAUUUUUUUUAUGUGUUAAAACUUUUUUUCUGAUGUUUUUUCUUGAAUUUUUUUUAAUUUGUAUUUUUAUUAUUUUGACUUUGACAUGAGUAAUAAUGGGUCAAGUCCACAAAUUAAAUUUGUUUUGUUUUUACUUUAAAACUUAUUUUCUGAUGUUUUUCUUGAAUUUUGUAAUUUAUAUUUUUAUUUUUUUUACUUUGCUAUAAUACCCGAAUGUAUUUUUUCGUUAACGUAUUCGCUGUUGACUUUGGAGACUUCAAGUCACAAAAGUACAUUUUUCGCUUUAGCUGCGUAUUAGAUUUAAAGUACAUUUUUUAAAGAGCGUCGCGUAAAAAUAAUGCUAUCGAAAAAGUUAAAAAUCUCAACAAGUCCUUAUAAACGCUUUCUGUUUAACAAGAUCUUUACUUCUUAGGCCUAGUACGCUGCUGAUGCGAAAUGAAACUUUUAUUCGGUCUCCACGAGAACAACGAAUUUUUUUGCGAAAUCCCAACGGAAAAAUAAAAGCAAACACACAUCUCAGAUAGACAUGCAAUGACUUUUCAAUUCCGCUGGGAUAUGGGAUUUUUCGGGUCGCGAGUCAUAAAAGAGCCCAUAAAGUCUUAUACGGACAGUCAGACCUAUUUUGUACAAAUAAAUAAAUGAAUGAAACAAAAACAAAUAUUGUUAAAUUAAAAACAAUUGGAGGUCUCACACCUGUAACGGACCAAAUCAAAAAUAUAAAAAAACAUAAAUCUGGCGCCAAAAUCUGGGCAAGGCUUAACUCUAUUUAAAUCUUUCAUUAGUUUGGUCAAAAAGUGUUUAGUUUCGAAUUGUCAUCUUUUCAACAUUCACCAUAAGAUUCAAUGGUAGAGUAUUUACGUCAACUCGUUAUAUCUCCGAAUUUAUUUUUGAGAAUUCGUAUAGAAGUGAGCCUAAAUGGUCCGUGAAUAAAAUAAAAUCUAGUUUUGCUUAAAGCCUAGUAUGCAGAUCGAGCUAAAUUUCAUAAAAAAAUCUCAAAAAUUUAGUCGAGCUAAAAUGUAUUCAAACAAUUUUCGGCCCUAUCCUGAGUUUCACGUGGAAAUUUUUCCAUCCGAAAUAUUUUUGUUCGCCUGAAAUUAUUGAGUUUCACACGAAGGGAAUUUACAUUUUUGGGUAAACUAGCUUCUUGUACGCCACCAAAAUUUAACUGAGGAAAGAGAUAUCGAAUACCUCGCAUAUUACCUGAAUCGAAUUUACUAAUACGGGAAGUUUUCGGAACGUGAACAACUUUUCGCCCGGAACUCACAAUAGGGGAAAAGUGAAAUUUAAUUUUUUCCGCGGGGAAUCUUGUUCACGUGAAACUCAGGAAAGGGGCUGAAUGUUAUUUUUUAAAGGGUGAAUGAAUGUGAAAACUUCGUAAAUAGAAUUAAUUUUUUUUAGUUUAUUUUUUUUAGUUUAUUUUUUUUUUCUUUCCUCAAUUUUUUUGUUUCUUACAAUUUUAAUCAAAACGAAUUUGGAAAUGUAUCUAAAUGUUAUUAAUUUCAAUAUUCGCUUUUGUCUUAUAAAGAUAACAUUCAAAUAAAAAUUAAUUUGUUACUUUUAUUUUUUAUAUUUAAAAAAAAAAAAAACAAAGACUGUUAAAAUACAAAUACAAAAAUAUGCUAUGUGUACUAUUCUUCAAUAUCACAAAAAUAUGUAAUAAACUGAAUACAAUUCUUAUUAUAUGUCUCAUACAAAUUUUAUGGUUGUGAUUCUUAUUUGGCUUUUAUUUAAUGUUUGUUUUUUAUUGGACGUGUGUUUUCUUUUCUGAAAAAGUAAAAAUUCAAAAUAUCGCAAAAAUCGCAAACAUGUGAAAAUGCGUUCAAGGGGAAACCGUUUCUUCGAUCCGUCAGACUUUGAACUUUUUAGAACCAAAUUUGUGAUUAGAUCGGUACAACAUUAUCCCCACCCAUUACUGCAAACAUGCAAAACCAUGCCAGUGAAGCCCUUAUUUGAAUGUAUAUUUAUUAUUGGAUAUGAAUAAAAAGAAUUGAUUUGACAAACAA